This is a messenger RNA of Helianthus annuus (common sunflower), 1086 nucleotides long. RefSeq lists its product as uncharacterized. The transcript is spliced from 3 exons. NCBI's taxonomy places the organism in Eukaryota, Viridiplantae, Streptophyta, Magnoliopsida, Asterales, Asteraceae. The coding region runs from base 92 to 889 and encodes 265 amino acids. Gene Ontology annotation, molecular function: protein binding. The record is from RefSeq and is a predicted model, not a curated record.
CUCUCUCUCUCAUAAUUAAAAAAAGCUUCAUACCGAUCUAUCUCAAAUCACCAAAAGCGUCUUUCAAGAUUUACAAUUAGGGUUUUCAAAAAUGCUACUGAGAAGCUCAUCAACCCCCUCUCUCACUUCAUGGUUCCAACAACAAAACCCCAAACCAUUACCAUCAUCACAACCAGAUUUCAUCCACAGAAACCUAAAAUCACCAACACUCUCAUUACAUUCACCUAAAAAGAUCACAAGAACCUCAUCAGAGGGUGAUGAUCUGGUCACUCUUUCACGUUCAUCACGCAGGAAUUCACUGAACAAUGCAACCUGUUUCAUUUCAUCUGUUUCUGUUGACGAGUGUAUUGAAUCGAAUGAGAUUGAAAGCUGUGAUAUGAUGUUUUCGAGUUCUGGUUUGGAUGUUGAUGAAGUAAUGGUUAUGGUGGAUGUUGCCGGAGGUGGAGGUGGUGGCGGGAGGAUUUGUGGUGGUGGUGGUGGCAAUGAGGGUUGUGAUAAUGGUGGUAUGGAUGGGUAUUAUAGGAGUAUGGUUGAAGCGAACCCGAGUAGUUCGUUGGUUCUGGGCAAUUAUGCUAAGUAUUUGAAAGAGGUUAAAGGUGAUGUUAUGAAAGCUGAAGAGUACUGCAGUAGAGCAAUACUGGCUAACCCUAGUGACGCAACUGCUUUGUCGAUGUAUGCUGAUUUGAUAUGGGAGACGCAAAAGGAUGCAUCGCGUGCGCAGAGUUACUUCGAUCAAGCGGUUAAAGCUUCUCCAGAUGACAGUUAUGUUAUGGCUGCUUAUGCGCGGUUUCUUUGGGACGCUGAUGAAGAAGUUUCUGAUACGAAUCUAGCAGCACCAAGUUUUGUCCAUGAAGCUUCACAACAGGUUCCGAUUGCUGCAGUGUCAUAGGGAUGUGAAUUUUGCUCAUAAUAACAGAGAUAUGGUGUAGAAAGUGUCUGACCCGUCUUCGUUUCGUUGUUUCUUGUAAUUAGUGUCUGACCCGUCUUCGUUUCGUUGUUUCUUGUAUGACCAAAUUUUGUCAACUUGUAAUUAGUAUGUGAUAAAUGUAAUAAUAUGAUUCUAUGAUUUGUUAUCACUUUGGUACA